AUGGCGGAGCUCAGUGCUCUGCCACUCCGGCUGAAGAACUUCUUCGCCCGGUAUCCUCCCCAGCUCUACUCGGCCAGAUUCACAGGCAUCACGAUACCGUUGACGCGGCGAGAAGCGAAGGAGGCAGCCGUCGCCCGAGCCGCUGAAAUACAGAACCACACCUCUGCAUCUUCACCACCCUCGCGCCUCGUCGCGAGCAUCCUCGCACAGCCCAUCUCAGUAUCUGCACCAGCAACCUCGUCACAGACAGAGUCGUCGACGACAGAGUCUUCAAGAGAGGAGACCACCGAGGAAGCAAUUCCUCCCACAUCUACAUCGAUACCGACAUCCAGCGCGCUUCAGAAAUUCCCGCCGAACCCCUUCCUCCCGCGCAAAAACUUCGUGACUGGCCGAUGGGCCGGCCCCAAGAUCGGGCUGCGGCGGCAGGCGGAUCUGGUCAAAAUCGCACAGCAAUUCGGCAUAGAAGAACUCCUUCCCCCCGGGCGGAAAUCCUCGGCGUUCAAGGAGUCGCGGUUGCUCGAGAGGGGAUUGAGGAUUAGGGGCACCGGCGAGGGACAAAAGGUCAAGGGUCACAAGUGGGAGAGACACAUGGGCGCGACGUUGGAGAAGAGGCGCAAGGCAAUGGAAGGCAUGCCCGACUUGAUCAGAGAGUGGAAACAAAAGGGCCACGGGCGAGGCUGGAAGAAGUAUCCCAAAUAG
Fonsecaea nubica is the source of this 699-nucleotide messenger RNA. RefSeq lists its product as hypothetical. Gene Ontology annotation, molecular function: structural constituent of ribosome. Bases 1 to 699 code for a protein of 232 amino acids. Gene Ontology annotation, cellular component: mitochondrial large ribosomal subunit. The transcript has a single exon. The record is from RefSeq and is a predicted model, not a curated record. NCBI's taxonomy places the organism in Eukaryota, Fungi, Ascomycota, Eurotiomycetes, Chaetothyriales, Herpotrichiellaceae.